AUGGUAUAAGACAGUGCAAAGCCAAAUAUAAUCUCGUAUUAUUUGCCUUUUGAAAAUCACCCCCUAAAUUGAAUUUUAGGGUUUCUAGCAAUUCAAUCAUGUCUAACAUAGACUGCGUGGAGUCGGUGCCGUUCAAGCUAAACGCGGCUGUUGACGAUGAAAGGAAUGUGCAUGGCUUGUCCGGCUACGAAUUACCCUCGCAGACGCCAAAACGAAUAGUUUUGGUGAAGCGAAAGGCUGAUUUUGACGACGACUCUGUUUCCGACGAGGAGGAGGAGGAGGAGGAGGAGAGCAGAGAUGAUACUGAUUUUGUUGCGAACAAUGAGCUCAAAGAUAGUGAAGAACAAAAAACUGCAUAUGAGGAGGAGGAGGAUGAUGGUUAUGAAGGCAGCGAACAGCAGGAAAAGGACUAUCAGGAUUAUUUGAAAAUUGUCAAGGACUCUGAUGGUUUUGAUAUCGGAAAAGGUUUCAGAGGGAAUUAUUUUGGUAUUAAGAACUUGGUCAAUCUAAAUGAUCCUGAAGAGAUUUAUACCAAGCAAUGCAUUGAGGCUGUUCAUUCUGUAAUUAAGCAACAGAACGAUGAGAAGGGUGCGAAUUUGGCAUUCGUGGAGCUGACUAGCGCAAAUUGGACAUCAUUUGCUCUUUAUUAUGCAACCUUUAAAGCUAGAAACAAGACUACUAAUGAGGUGAAUACUUAUCAAACAAAGGUCUUUCGCUGUUUAAUUGACGGCGAGACUGAAAUUGAUUUGUUCAGGCUUAAACCAAUUCGAGAUAGUACAGCUAUCCAAGCUUAAUUGUAGCUGCAAGAUGGCAUAUGAUGCUUGUUGAUUGUGGAGAUCUCCGACAGAUUCUUAUUUCCGGUGUUGUAAAUAGGUAGGUAGUAUGAAAACUUUUGGCUGGGACCAUAUGUGUGGUUCUCAUAGGAGUUCAUUUGUGAUAUGUGUAGUUCUACAUUUUGGAAUUAUGAACUUGUCCAGUUUGAACUUAUUAUCUUCUGUACAUUAAGAAUUUAUGUAUUUAGAUGAUGAUCAUUGCUCGGCUCUGAUCUUUGAUGCUUA
Mercurialis annua (annual mercury) is the source of this 1058-nucleotide messenger RNA. RefSeq lists its product as uncharacterized. The record is from RefSeq and is a predicted model, not a curated record. NCBI's taxonomy places the organism in Eukaryota, Viridiplantae, Streptophyta, Magnoliopsida, Malpighiales, Euphorbiaceae. The coding region runs from base 99 to 794 and encodes 231 amino acids. The transcript has 4 exons.